AAAAAAUGGAGAUGAAAAAAAACUAAACACAAACUGGUUAUGCAAAAAAAUAAAAUCACAAAGCUUCAUUAAAAAUUUCCCCUAACGGAAAUUAAUACCACCACAAUUCGAGCAGCAUUCAAAAUUUCGAGCUCGAGAAAAUAUCCCUAAUGUUUACUAAAGAAAAAAAAGCGUCCCCUUUUUCCCUCACACACACACACACACAUCCGUUAACUGUCAUUUUGCCUGGUGUUACAAUACAGCGUGAAAAUGUGCCGGAAAAGCGCAUGCGUUUGAUUCCAACGGAAAGAAGGAAGGAGAACGAAAGCUUCCGUUCCUUGCCGAUUCAUUCAGCGUCGUUAGCAUUCAUCUACGCUGGCUGGUGGCGUCAUUCUGGUGGACACUGUCAGUUGAGUCGGAUGGGAAAGCUUUAAAGAGCCUUGCGUCCAUCAUUGCACCCAUUGGCAGCAUCUGUAGCGUGCGUGCGUGUGUGUGUGUCGCUCACAGUAAUUUCACCCUCGCCAUAGGGAGGAAAAUUUUGUGCGUGCUAUUUUCGUUCACUGUUUAGUUCGUUAUAUUAGUGCUCUUGCCUAAAAAGAGCCAACCUAAUCUCCCUAACCACCAUUUUCCUGUUGGAUCGGUUGAGUAAAAGCUUGCAAAGAUUGCAACAGCAAUAGAAAUUACAGCUAUGCCUGAAGUGUUACCACUUUCUGGCAUGGCUGACGCCGAGCCGGACCUCUCGACGUUCGAGAACAAGUCCGGGCUGGCGGAGGACAUGAAAUUUCUCGCCUCGAUGCCGGAACUGUGCGACGUGACGUUUCUGGUGGGAGAAACGCGCGAACCGGUCUGUGCGGUGAAAGCAGUACUGGCCGCCCGGUCACGUGUCUUCCAGAAGAUGCUCUACCAGGCUCCAUCACCGCAGCGCAAAAAGGAGCCGCCACCGCGCGAAAACAAACUGCGACUCUUUCUGAAGCGAUCCUCGGAACCGCUGUUGAAUCUACAGAAUGCGGCACAACAGCCGGCAGGUCAACAGCAUCAGACGCUUAUUAUUGAAGAGUUUGAACCGGACGUAUUUCGGCAGCUGAUUGAAUACAUUCACACCGGUUGUGUGACGCUGCAGCCACGCACCCUGCUCGGUGUGAUGAAUGCUGCCGACUAUUAUGGGCUCGAGGAGCUAAGGCGAGCUUGUGGUGGGUUCGUGCAGUGUUGCAUUAACGUGGAUACCGUGUGUGCGCUGCUAGCGUCGGCCGAGCGAUACAUCCAGUACAAGUGUACCAAGAGCUUGGUACAGAAGGUGCUCGAGUUUGUCGACGAGCAUGGUAAUGAGGUGCUGAAUCUGGGUAGCUUCACACUGCUGCCCCAGCACGUCGUACGGCUGAUACUGGCCCGGGAAGAGCUGCGUGCGGAUGAGUUCACCAAGUUUCAGGCGGCACUGAUGUGGAGCAAGAAGUACUGCGACUCCAACCAGAACACCCCGCUGAAGGAGGUGAUUGGGAACUUUCUGGAGUACAUACAGUUUCACAAGAUUCCGGCAAACGUGCUGAUGCGUGAGGUACACCCGCUCGGUCUGGUGCCAUAUUCCAUCAUCAUGAACGCGCUGGCGUACCAGGCAGACCCAGCAAGUGUGGACCCCGGAAAGCUCUCCCCCAACUCCAGCCGACACCAUCACCACAGCCAGCAUCUUCACCAGCCGAACAGUGGCGGUGGUUCGAGCAGUUCCCGCUCGCUGCCCAAAAUACGGAAGGCUAAGUCGCAGAGCUUCCGGACACGCCGCAGUCCUUCGGAGCGCAGCUCGAAGGGUGGCCACAUAUCGCCGUGGAAUUUUAGUACGCAACUCAGCACCGGUACCAGUACGCAGCAGCCACAGCAGCUAGCCAAAUCUCCAGUCGGUAGUAUGACUCAUCUGGAACAGCACCGCAGCUCGAUCAGUUCAGCCAAGAGUCCGUGUCUGUCACGCCAGGGUACGCUGCGUUCAUCGCACCGACGUAAAAGCAGUCUCGGUGCAUCGCUCAACCUGAGCCAGGGUCGUCGCAGUCCGAUCAGCAUGCUGAACGAUCGAAGUCCAUCCGGACGGCCAAAAAGUCCGAACCUACUCAUCACCGAUCAAGCGUAUGCGUCCAGUUUCGAUCGACGGUCACCGACGGCAAUGUCCUUCUCGGGACGCCGCAGCCCAUCUGGGCUACGGUCACCUUCCGGUGGUCUCCGAUCACCUUCCGGACGUCGCAGCCCGCUCGGGUUCAACCUACAGUCGGAAUACUCGGAUCUGCUGCAAAGCCAGCAGGACCGAUUCAGCCCCAACUCACUCAGCAGCCACCAGUCGGCAAGUGGACCGGAUCGGCGUACAAGCCCAACCAUCCAUCUACCUCCAGAGCGUAGUCGCAGUCCGGUCGGGUUCGGGUCCCGACUCGGUGGCAGCCUGUACGGUCCAGGUUCGGAAUCACGCUCGGCCCGCACCAGCCCUACUACUCUAGGUAACAUUCCACCGAUCACCAUCUCCAAUCCUUCAGAGACGUACGAGAUCGUACAGAAGUCUAUCGAAACGAAUCAACAGCAGCGUAGCCCCAAGAGUCCAAAGAGUCCCAAAAGCCCAAUGAAAGCUGACCCGGGUGCAGUGCCAGAAAAGAAAGAGAAAACGAGCGUCAUGAAGGAGAUACUAGCGUUCGUGCGCAAACCUUCAAAGAAGGUAACGACACGGACGAGCAAAUUUGCAGCCGCCUUCACUCGCACCGAAUCUACCACCGGAGCACCUUUGCUGCGUCAGAGCACAUUUUCCAGCAUUCAGAACUCAUCCAGCUGUGCGGGACGGAAUGCGAUCACUAAGCAAAUGUCGGAGAUUGCUUUCGAACCGAUCAUGUCUUCGCUCAAGUGGAAGAACGUUGGAUCUAAAAUGUCGCUAAAAUCACUCAAAAAGCUUUCCCAAGGUAUGAGCGUUACUUCGGACGGUCGCUCACGGGAUAAGCGUUCCAGUGGCGAUGAGGUGAGCGAUGUCGAAAGUAGCGAUGGAACAGCUGCAGCAUGCGCAGCAGCAGGCAUGCCUGGCGGAUCGGAAGGUGUGUCUGAAGUGCUUGAGAGUGUCCAUUUCGAGAAGGUCGGCGAAGCAUACAUCAAACAUGAUCAGAUACGGGAAGAGGAAAGCCCCAGAGGUUCACAGGAUAGUGCGGCUGGUAGUGAUGACGAAGAGCGAAAUGCUGCUGACAGUGGCCGUUUAAGGGUGACAGCUGUCAGUGAGAUAAAGAAAUCUUUGGAAGCUCUUUUUACACGCCAAGAACCGAUCGAUGAAGCGGGUGAAACAGGGACAAACCGGGAACCGGACGCUAUCCAGUGCCCAACGUUUGAAAUUGAGCCACCGUCGCGAAGAGCUUCGUUUGAUCCACCACGAUCACCGUUUUUGGAGAAUCUGCGCAGUCUUAGUGACACCGAUCAUGAGGGCACUCAUCACAGUCGGUUAGAUUCGGGUGGAGAUAGUUUCGAGAUGAUCGACACCACCGAUCGAAUGCCGGGUUCCAGUGUGUCUGGCGAUCGGCACUCCUCAAUGGACACCAGCUUCGACAUCUCGCGCUAUCAAUCAACUAGCUACGAGGAUCAGAACUCAAGCUUUGAGCUGGUAGAGCUGGACAACUCCCAGCGUGGUGAUAAAACGCUCUCCCCGUUUGACAUUCGCAAAUCGUCGAUCGAGUUGGUUGAUGCAGAAACCUUCCAACGUUCCGGCUAUCCCGAAGGUCGCAAGUCUUCGCUCGAAACGCAUUUCGACUUGGCCGACAGCUAUCAACAGCAUCACCAGCAACGCUCCGCUAGUCCCCGGUCGGCGUUUUCAGUCAUCUCUAGCUCGCGAGCACCUACCCGUAAGCAGAUCUCUGAACCGGGGCGCUGUCGGGACUCACUGCCAAGAUCGGGAACAGGACCAUCCACCAGCACCGGAAUGAAAACCCACUACUCAGCACCUCAUCGUGCCAAGUCGCCACUCUCCAACCAGACCUCGUCUAACUUUAGCUCCCGCGACAGCUACGACUCUAUCUUUGAAUCUACCGGCCCACCACCACACUACCACUCGCAGCAGCGAAGCCCGUAUUCAUCUUCCGACCCGAAGCAACACUUUCCCCUACCACCUCGCAAAUCGUCCAACGAGUCGCCCCGCUUUCUCUGUACCGAUAAGCGUUGCGCCGCCAUCUUCGAACCGAGACCAUCGAUCGGUUCGGUCGGGCAGGUCGGUACGGGUAUGGCGGGUGCGGCGACGGGUCGGCUGUCUUCCUGCUACCUGGACACCUCGAGCGGCAGCGAGUUUGAACCUCCGUCACCGCGCCGUGCCGCCAGUGCCUCACCCAAGCACACCUUCACCUUCCGGAUCGUGCUGAAAAAGGUGGACAGCUCGCCGGACGCUAUCUGCCCGUCGGCCGAACGGCGUCAGCUACGCGAAAAGGCCGAAAGCCGUCAUAAACGGCGCGACAGUCGCCGGAAGAAGCUGCUCGAAAUAGGGAAAAGUUUCUAAGCCGGGAACGUAAACGAGAUCCUCAGAACCAGCGGGUUGGAUCUCACACUCAACGAAGGAAUUGCGUUCUGGUUUUGCGUUUUAAGCACCUUUGUUUCAUUUGCGUUCGGGUUUUUUGCACCACGAUAGUAAUCUUUCAAUUUGAAGAAGAAAAACUGUUCGAGCAGUGCAGUUUAUAACUUUUUGUUUACAGACACUUUUAAUGCUUCUACUUGAUUUAUACUUUAACACUUUAUUAUGCAUUACCGGGAGAUCUGAAUACUUCAUCAAUGACUACUCACAGGUCAAUAAGAAAGGAAAAUAAUUACAUUUUGCAAACAUUUAAUACACUCUAGCCGUCGUUUUUUGCAUGUAUUUCCAAGUCCAAUUCAAUCAUAUCAAUAAUCGAUCGAUUUCCCGUUUGAAUAUGCGAAUAGCAAUUGCAAUCUUCCCAACGUGUGAAACCCCCAUAUGUAAUAAUUCAAAACACAAAGAACCAGUUCCGGAUAUUAAGAACGUUUUUAAAAUCUCCAUCUUGUAUGACGACACACAUACACGCAUUCCUUACAAACGACAAAGUGUUCAAAUAAUGUAUUACAACAAGCUGAAACAUACUGAAGUGAAACGAAUUGUGUAAGAGAACUAAGCUGUACCGUUACCGUUCCUCCUCAGGUGUAAUUCAUAAUCGUGUAGGAAUAUGGACAGAAGGCUAGCAAACUGUCAAAAUUGUUAUAAUGAAAU
Molecule: messenger RNA, 5185 nt
Organism: Anopheles funestus (African malaria mosquito)
Lineage: Eukaryota; Metazoa; Arthropoda; Insecta; Diptera; Culicidae
Gene: gprs
Product: serine-enriched protein
Exons: 6
Coding region: 668-4465 (1265 amino acids)
Molecular function (GO): protein binding
Source: RefSeq, a predicted model, not a curated record